AUGUCUUCAGCUUGGAAGGAGCCCCAUGGAUCAGAUGCAAUGCCUGAGAUCAUGGUGAAAAUCAUUGGAAGUAAGCACUUUCGAUACCUUGUGGAGAAGCCAAAGGCCAAGGAGAACGAGAACUUGAAAACAGAAACUCAAACAGUGCUCCAGAAACCAGUGACUGGUGAUGCAAAGCAGAUGAGCAGAGACUCCCCAGCUCCCACUAACCCCACUGAUCAGCAAACCAAUGAUCACCCAGAUGAUGUAGAUGAGAGCAAGCGACCAGAAAACAACCAGAAACUCCUAACAGGAGCAUGCAGUAGCCGAUUUCUAGAUAGCAAAUUUCCCCAUCAGGCAAAUGUCCAUUGCUGCUCUGUGCCAACUGGAGACCAGUCCUUAUCCUAUGUGCAUGGCCUCCCCCAAAGAAAGCUUAGAGACUGGUCUUUGGAACAGAUGGCGAAAGGCAGCUCUGAUCAGCCUGAGGAUGUUGGCCAGAGGCUGAGUGGGACAAGGAGAGAAGACACUUUUCUUCUUGCCCUGAUCAGAAGAGAGCUGAAAUCACGUCCUUUGAGUUCCAGCUUAUUAGAUAAGCUUCAGAAAGAGCUGAAGCUUCAGGACCCAAUCUCUUCAGGAUUUCUUCUCCAAUCUCAGCUGAGCCGCCUCUUCUUAAGGCAUGAAAUCCCUCUACAGUUGCCAACAAUCAAGAUCCUUUGCCAGAGAUUUUCUAGAAGGGGCUCUCCUGAAAUGGUGAAUUAUGGAAAGCUACUCUGGUUUUUAACACAUGCAGCUUUGGAUAAUCUACAGCAAAGCAAAGCAGUUGAGGACAGAAACCUGAGGAAAAUUGAGAGUUAUCGCAAUCAUGGCCAAAGCACUCCACCCCAAGACUCCAGCUCACAGCAAGAACUAAACAAGAGCCUGUUGGAGAUUCUAAAGAUGGCACUGAAGACAACCAAUGGCAAACUCAACAUAGAGAACCUCAAUCUGAGCUUUCGAAAGGAAGAUCGCUCAUUCUCUGGCUGCCUCCCUCCACCCAAGGUCAGGGCUAUAUGUGGAAAGCAUGGAUUCUAUCUAACCUUGAGCCUGCUGGAAACAUUGCUUAACCAUCAAGAUUUGGGUUACCAAGAUGAAAUAAA
Molecule: messenger RNA, 1115 nt
Organism: Carlito syrichta (Philippine tarsier)
Lineage: Eukaryota; Metazoa; Chordata; Mammalia; Primates; Tarsiidae
Exons: 7
Source: RefSeq, a predicted model, not a curated record